Molecule: messenger RNA, 3479 nt
Organism: Coffea arabica (coffee)
Lineage: Eukaryota; Viridiplantae; Streptophyta; Magnoliopsida; Gentianales; Rubiaceae
Product: ubiquitin carboxyl-terminal hydrolase 8
Biological process (GO): protein deubiquitination
Molecular function (GO): cysteine-type deubiquitinase activity
Source: RefSeq, a predicted model, not a curated record
UCAAUCAACCAAACCUUCCUUCUGGAAAAUACCGCCCCGCAUUCCCUUUCUUCUCUGCUGCUGCUGCUACUACUAAACUACUUUAGUAGUAGUGGGAGAAGUAAAAUUGCUUUGCUUCAUCUCUCUCUCUCUCUCUCUCUCUCUCUCUAGAAGUGUUUGCGUGCCUACGUAGGAAAGAGGGAGAGAGUUGUUUGUAUUAUGAGCCGUAGCCUUGGAAGCUUGAAACGACUGCGUAUUCCACCCCAACUCGAAGCUUUUAACUUCUCUCUCUACCACCGCUCCACUUCCUUCUUCUCCCUCCUCUCGUCUCUCUCCCCAUUCCGCCUUCUCAAACGCCUCUUCUUCAAAACCCUCCGCUACUUCCCCGUCUCUUUCCACCGCAUGGAUUCCUCCUUUUUAUUCUCCCUCUCUUCCCCCUCCCCUUCUUUCGCCGACGACGUUUUGUCUUCCGAUUACUCCUCUCCUUCCUCCUCCCCUGAACCCCUCUUCUUAGUUCCCCUCAGGUGGUGGACUGACGCGAAUGCGGCGUUGUAUGGCGGCGGUGGCGGCUGUGGGGAGAAUAAGGGAGUUUUGUAUAAUGUGACGUCGCGUUUGAGUAAUAAGGAGCUUGAGAUGGAUGAUUUCUUGUCGGAGGUGGAGUCCGAGAUUGUCCUUGACAUGACGAGAGUUGGGGAGACCGGCACCGCCCAAGGAGAGGGCGUUUCUGGCAGCUGCAGCGGCACCAGUGAUCUUAGUCUUGCUUUGAUUUCUGAAUGGAUGUUCUUGAGAGCUUUUAGAUGGCAUAAUGAUACUAAGGAUGUGGGAGCUUUUUUAGCGGCAGCAGAUAUUAUACAGGACUUGUUCUCUUUACAAAUCCGACUUUCCUUUUCGUGCAAAACAGAUUCACUCAUAAUAAGGAUAAACCGAAAGGUUUCAAGACAAUCCUCCUUUUCCUUGGCAUCUCUCUACCCUGACAAUGAGCUUAGAGAUUUUGAUCGAGCUUGCAGUAUUUUUUGUGUUGAUUCCGGCAUGUUGGAAAUUUGGGACUUUUCCGGACAGACAAACCAGUUUUUCAUGGAUGACAGGAAGCUACUCAGUGAUUUUGAUCAGCCUCGUGAGGAGAUGAUUUUGGAGUUGCAAGUUUAUGGGGUUGCUGAGGCUAGAGACAAUAAAAGAGAGAAAAUGAUUACUGACCAAUGCAAGAUUGAAGCUCCUCCUAUCAGUGGUACAAUGACGAUGAAUGGGAGUAUGGAUGAUGAGCUAUUCUCCAGAUUCAAGCAGUCGCCUCCCCUUGAUGGUAGCUAUAGUAAUGCUUGUGCUUUGGGCUUGACUGGAUUAUAUAAUCUGGGGAACACUUGUUUUAUGAACAGUGCCCUCCAGUGUCUUGUGCAUACAAGGGAGCUGGUUGAUUAUUUCCUUGGAGACUUCCGAAAAGAUCUUAAUUUCGAAAAUCCUUUAGGCAUGAAUGGUAAGCUAGCAUUAACUUUUGGAGAAUUGUUGAGGAAGCUAUGGGCUCCAGGAGCAACACCAGUGGCUCCAAGGAUAUUUAAGUCUGUGAUUGCUGGUUUUGCUCCUCAGUUCGGCGGAUAUAGUCAGCAUGAUGCUCAAGAGUUUCUUGCUUUUUUGUUGGAUGGGCUUCAUGAAGAUCUCGAUCGUGUAAAGCAUAAGCCUUAUGUUGAAGUGAAGGAUGUAGAUGGACACUUAGAUGAAGAAGUUGCAGAUGAACAUUGGCGGAAUCAUCUUGCUCGCAAUGACUCUAUCAUUGUUGAUCUGUGCCAAGGUCAGUACCGGUCAACAUUGGUUUGCCCUGUUUGCAAGAAGUUAUCCAUUACAUUUGAUCCAUUUAUGUACCUGUCAUUACCACUUCCUUCUACAACAAUGAGAAAAAUGACUUUGACUAUUUUCAGCACCGAUGGUAUCACUUUGCCUUUGCCAGUCACAGUUGCUGUGCCCAGAGAUGGGACUUUGAGUGAUCUGGUUGAGGCCUUGAGUGUGGCUUGCUGUUUACGAGAUGAUGAGACGCUGUUAAUUGCUGAGGUAUUUGAUGGUAGCGUUCUUGGUUAUCUAGAGGAGCCAUCUGGUAAAAUAGACCUGAUUAGAGAUCAGGCUCAUCUUGUCGCUUAUAGAAUGCUGAAAGAAAGUCAAAGAUCUCCUUUGUUCGUGUUCCGACAUCUACGUGAAGAAAAGUCAGAAUUUACUGGAUACAUAUAUUGCAAGAAAUUUGGUGUGCCUCUCCUGUCAAGGGUAUCUAAUUUUUCUGAAGGUUCUGAGAUACGCAAAGAAUUCCUAAAGCUGCUUAACCCAUUUGUAAUGCCUGCAGAAGAAUUGUCAAAUGACUAUGAUUGUAAAGGGAUUGACACUAAUGGAGAUGGUAAGAUAGAGUCAAUUCUGGAUGAAGAUGCAGACAUAGAGCCUGAAUCUGAGAUUGACAGCUGUGACUUUCAGUUUUAUCUGAAUGAAUCUUGUUGGAAAGAGUAUAAGAUAGAAAUGAAUAACCCGAGGCCAAUAUCAGUGUCUUCUGGCAUUGUGAAUGUGUUUGUUUCCUGGCCCAAAAAAAUGCUGGAAGUGUAUGACACUUCCCUUAUGAGUGUUUUACCAGAAGUCCAUAAAUCUACACUCUUCUCAAGAAAGUAUCAGGAAUCUGUUUCCCUAUAUAAAUGCCUUGACGCCUUCUUGAAGGAGGAACCACUUGGACCAGAAGACAUGUGGUACUGUCCCAGUUGCAAAACUCACAGGCAAGCCAGCAAAAAGUUAGAUCUGUGGCGAUUGCCAGAGAUACUGGUUAUUCAUUUAAAGAGGUUCUCAUACAACCGAUAUUUCAGAAACAAGCUAGAAACAUUUGUUGACUUUCCUAUAAAUGAUUUUGAUCUAUCAAAUUACAUGGCUCACAAAAAUAUCCAUAUGUCGCACCAUUACAUGCUUUAUGCUGUAAGUAAUCACCAAGGUGGCAUGGGGAGUGGUCAUUAUACUGCAUUCAUUCAAUUGGAAUUUUUGUUGCUUGAUGCAGCAUGGGCAAAAUAGGUGGUACGAAUUUGAUGACAGCAAUGUUUUCCAUAUUAGCGAGGAGCAGACAAAGACAUCAUCUGCUUAUGUUCUCUUCUACAGGAGAAUUUGAGAUACUGUACAUAAUAAUGUCCAUUAAUUAUAUGGUUGGAAUACUGGAUAGUGAGACAUAUUCAAGCAUCUUACCUCAGGUUUGGUGCCAGCCUCUAGGUUUCCAAGUUCAUUUGGGGCAAAUUGGAGGAGCUCAGCAAUGUAACCAUUGUACAUAUGCCAACAAAAUUUUUACUUGUUUAAGAGGUGAUUCCUCCGGAAAUAUGUCUGUACAUCAUUCUAACCUGUUUCUGGUGGGAAGAUCGUCAGGGAGCGACGUAGUGUUAACAUUCCUGUCGAAAUUGAUUAUACUUUUGAAUCCUUGUCUUUAUGGAGCUCAGUAUUCCUCUUUUGUUUUCGUGCUUGCCUGUUUACUGAAACAUUUAUGGCGUAAUUAUUUUUUAUCA